UACUUUGUUUUUAGUUUCGUUUUCUCUCGGUUUGCAUUGGUGCCUACAUAAUUUUAAAUGAAUGAUGACAUUGUAUUUGCAUUAAUUUGAAAUUAAAAUGCAGUUAGUUCACGUUCGUACAUUACAUUAAUAGUCUAUUUGUUCAAGUUUGUUGUUUGCCGUGUAGAUGAAUCAGAUUUUUUUUCUGUCGUUGAAGUAUUCUGAUUUAAUGUAAUGCAUUCUGUACAAGAAACAAACCCAGUCUCAACAAAUUUAAUACAUUCUAAAACAAUAAAUUUCCCAAGGUGUUUGUGAAUGUAAGGCAAGAAAGAAAUAUGUUCAUUGUUGGACUGACUGGUGGCCUCGCAACAGGCAAGAGCACAGUGCUCUCCAUAUUUAAAGAACACGGAAUUGCCGUAAUAGAUGCCGAUGAAGUUGCUCGAAAAGUUUUAGAACCUGGCACAAAAGCUUGGCUUGAGGUUAAGCAGUAUUUUGGACAUGGAGUUCUGUUCCCUGAUGGAAGAGUUAACAGAUUAAAACUUGGCGAAAUUGUUUUUGAUGAUAUAGAAAAACGACGUAAACUUAAUGCUAUCACACAUCCAAGGAUACAAAGCGCAAUGAUAAGAAUUGCAUUUUCAUUCUUUUUCACUGGUCAUACUUAUAUUGUGAUGGAAGUACCUCUCCUUUUUGAAACAGGAAAAUUAUUGACAUUCAUGCAUAAAAUUAUUACUGUUGUUUGUGAGGAUCACCAGCAGCUUGAACGUUUAUACAAAAGGAAUGACUUCUCUGAAAUAGUAGCCAGAAAGAGAAUUAAUAGUCAAAUGCCACUUCAUGAAAAGGUUGCCAAAUCACACUUUGUUAUUGAUAAUUCUGGUGAUCUUACAAACACCAGGAAUCAGACAGAGAGUAUUAUUAAAGUCUUAAGAAAAUCAAAGUUUACUUGGUACUUCAGAGCAAUAUUUAUGAUAACAAUACUGUCAGCAGUUUUUGCUGUUACACAUAUUACAAGCAAUUAUAUUGAAAAUUUAUAAUAAAUCUAUUGAUUACCAUC
This is a messenger RNA of Bombyx mandarina (wild silkworm), 1030 nucleotides long. RefSeq names its product Dephospho-CoA kinase (gene Dpck). Lineage: Eukaryota; Metazoa; Arthropoda; Insecta; Lepidoptera; Bombycidae. The record is from RefSeq and is a predicted model, not a curated record. Gene Ontology annotation, biological process: coenzyme A biosynthetic process. Gene Ontology annotation, molecular function: dephospho-CoA kinase activity; ATP binding.